AUGUCGAAAAAAAUAAAAUAUUUGGAAAGAACUUAAAGAGACUUAGUACAUUCUAAGUUUAUUAUUGAUUAAAGAUACACUUAAACUCUUAAACCUUAAAUAUCAGAUUGGUUUAAAAAGAUGAAACCACUUCCAGGACUUUCAAGAAUAUUUUAAGAUUACAAUAAACGCUACUUUACUCUAAAUCUCCUUGAAAUAACACUCUAUUAUUCCAAUAAAGAACGAUACUCUCUUAAUGAUAUCACAUAUAUCCCAUUUGAAGUAUCAUAGCUAUUCAUUUUAGGAAGUACAGUCUGUCUCUGAUAAACCACAUUAUGCUCUAUCUAAUUAAGGAGUUGAGUGGAAAGAAGCCUUUGGAUUUACAAUUUAUUUGACCGAUAAAUAUAUUGUAUUGGUGGCAUAAUCAAAUGAAAUUUACAUGUUAUGGCUUAACUAUUUAGAAGCAAUUAGAUUUAGAUCAAAUGGAAAAAGUAUAUUAUAAAGACAACGAACCCCUUAUUAUUCUAAUUUAUUUGCCAUCAAUCUUCCUGACUUAAAAAACACUUAAUUCUCAUCACAAGAAUUGAAAUUGAAAAAAGAGUAAUCCAAUCCUGAAUCUAAAGAUUUAGAUAAACCUAUUUAUUAAACAAAAGAUGAUAAACAAUUAGCAUAAACACCUGUAAAUGAAGACAUUAUUAAUCAUUAAGAAAUAGAUCAUAAAGGUUCUAUUUUAUAAUUAGAGUAAUUCGAAAAUUAAGAUAAUUGCAUAUAUUCUUAAAAUCUUAUUUAAGAUUAUAAUAGAAUAGAAAUAAAAGAAAAAGAAUCUUCUAUAGAUUAGUAAAAUGAAGGAAAAAAUAAACUUAUCAUUUAGAAAGAAAUAGAAUUAAAAGCAUUAAAUAUGGAUUUUUUAGAAUAAGAAACUAGUUAAAUUACAAUCAUAGGUCAUCAAAAUGAAUAAAUAAUUUUAUUAAAUAAAUAAGAUUAGGUUAUUUAAAAAGAUGAUGAAGAAAAACUUAGUUAUUUACCAUAACCUAGAAGAUUAGAUAAAAUAAAGAAGAAACAAAGUUUAAAUAAUCAUUAAUAACCAAUUAAAAUUACAUAAAAAAAAACUAUUACAAAUAUAUGGGGAACUUAUGAUAAUGAUAUUAUUGAAGGAACAAAUAAUAAUGGAAAUAUUAAAAAGAUUGAUUAAGCACCUAAAUAAAUCUAAAGUUUAUUUCUCAAUAUACAAGAAUCACAUGAUUAAAUCGAAGAUAACUAAGUUGAUUAGCCUGAAUUAUUAGUUAAAUUUGACGAAUUAGAUUCAUCAAGAUGGACAGAAUAAUAAUGA
Molecule: messenger RNA, 1309 nt
Organism: Paramecium primaurelia
Lineage: Eukaryota; Ciliophora; Oligohymenophorea; Peniculida; Parameciidae
Source: the annotation of a GenBank genome assembly